Molecule: messenger RNA, 1308 nt
Organism: Rhineura floridana
Lineage: Eukaryota; Metazoa; Chordata; Lepidosauria; Squamata; Rhineuridae
Gene: CALB2
Product: calbindin 2
Exons: 8
Coding region: 28-900 (290 amino acids)
Biological process (GO): regulation of long-term synaptic potentiation; regulation of presynaptic cytosolic calcium ion concentration
Cellular component (GO): terminal bouton; dendrite; synapse
Molecular function (GO): calcium ion binding
Source: RefSeq, a predicted model, not a curated record
UUUUAAAGCCAGGCCUCUUAAAGCCAGAUGCCCUGUGAACAGGAAGUCUUUGGCAUGCCAGCUGUUCACAGCGAGGGCCGUUGCAGUGAGCAAAGUGGGUCAACUCCACCCCAUCCAAGUUGCAACUUCUCUGUGUGUUCUUCACUAGCAAAAUGGCAAGACAGGAGAUUAGAGAAAGAGGGGGGCAGUCACAGCCUUAAACAGAUGUUGUUGUUGUUUGCACUGUUCUUGAUGAGAUCCUUCUCUGAUGCUGACACGCAUUUUCUCUCUCCUCCUCCCCAUCCUCCACCCCCACCCAGCUGGCACAGAUUUUGCCCACAGAGGAGAACUUCCUGCUGUGUUUCCGACAGCAUGUUGGCUCCAGUGCUGAAUUCAUGGAGGCUUGGCGGAAAUACGAUACAGACCGCAGUGGCUACAUUGAAGCCAAUGAGCUCAAGGUGGGUUGAGCUGGGCUCUGUCUGUCUCUGGGACCAUGAGCUAAACGGGUUUCUGUCGGACUUGCUUGAAAAAGCCAACCGGCCUUAUGAUGAACCAAAGCUGCAGGAAUAUACACAAACCAUACUGCGAAUGUUUGACUUGAAUGGGGAUGGGAAGCUCUGCCUGUCGGAGAUGUCACGACUAUUACCCGUGCAAGAGAACUUCCUCCUUAAAUUUCAGGAAGUGAAGCUCAAUUCAGAGGAAUUCAAUGCUAUAUUUGCAUUUUAUGACAAGGAUGGAAGUGGCUUCAUUGAUGAGAAUGAAUUGGAUGGUCUUCUGAAAGAUCUCUAUGAGAAACACAAGAAAGAAAUGAGCAUUCACCAGCUCACCAGCUACAGGAAGAGCAUCAUGAACCUGUCUGAUGGGGGAAAGCUUUACUGCAAGGAGCUGGAAAUCGUACUUUGCAGUGAGCCCCUGCUGUGAAGGAGGAGGGAAGUAGGAGCUGCUCCCUUCACUAUUCUCCACCUGCUCUGCUCUGGCCUGCCCUGCCACAACUGACCACAAAGGCCACAAAGAUAAGAAAAAAAGACCACAAGGAGCAAUGAAAGGACGACUGUCUGACCUGUAUCUGGGUGACCCACUCAACCCUGCAAGGCUUGGCUUGCUGAUCUGCUUGUGACUUUGGCACAAGACCUCCUCAAUAUAGCAGGGGGCUCUAAUCAGGACAAUCAAUUUCCUCUUCUUGCUUGUUUCUCUUUCUUACUUACCAUAGUUUGUUCCUGUAAAUCCCCAGAUCUGAAGUGAAUUUUAUUUUUGCUCUUAAUUUUAAUAUUUUGCCUCUUUUUUUACUUUAAAUCUUCUUGUUUACCAAAGAGGAGUUUACAAAUAAAA